This is a messenger RNA of Toxotes jaculatrix (banded archerfish), 2803 nucleotides long. Its product is annotated as Usher syndrome type-1G protein homolog. The transcript is spliced from 4 exons. The record is from RefSeq and is a predicted model, not a curated record. Bases 1093 to 2217 code for a protein of 374 amino acids. NCBI's taxonomy places the organism in Eukaryota, Metazoa, Chordata, Actinopteri, Toxotidae. Gene Ontology annotation, biological process: sensory perception of light stimulus; equilibrioception; sensory perception of sound. Gene Ontology annotation, molecular function: protein binding.
CCCUGCAGGACUCCAGCAUCUGUCCAUCUCAUCAGCAAGUUAUUUCAUCCAGUAGGACAAGUGGUUUUCUCUCAGUGGUUAAAUGUACAGCUGCGGGUUAAAUAAUUUCACUUUUAUCCUUAUAUGACUCCCAUCAGUCAUCGCUUCCUCAGACUAGAGGGAGAUUUUCUUUCCCUUUUGUCAGUUUUGAAAUUUAAAGUGUAUUAUUUUGACAGUUUUGUCGGUAGAUUUGAGUUAAAGUCAAAAACCUUUGACAUUUUAAGAAAGUUCUGUAAACAAGUCACAGCAGACUACUGCGUUAACCUCGAGCUGUUAAAACAGGACAUUUGUAGAUGUCACCUUUUGUGUGUGUGUGUGCGUGUGUGUGUGUGUGUGUGUGUGUGUGUGAGUGUGUGUGUGUGUGUGUGCGUGUGUGCGGUGCCUGUGCUGACUUCCACCCCAUCACUGAUCUAAUCAGUGCUGCUGGAGAUGGAGGGUCACACAUUUUAACAGCCUAAUCACACACAAAGGUCACUUGCAGUAGGAAAUCCCCACUUAAUGACAUUACAUGUGCAAUACACACACAUACACGUAGAAUAAUCCUGUAUGCAUCUGAAGCACGAUAACUUAUACUCUAAUCAGAGAGUGUGUGCUGUGCAUUUGUGGGUUCAGGAGUAAGUUUAUAGGUUGUAGUUAAUGUAUCAGAGACGUCUUUAGUUCAGGUUUUAAGAAGCAGACAAAGCAGUGUGGUAUUUACAGACUCACAGGAGGGUAGAGCCCAGUAUGUCAUGCUGCUGGUGGCAGCUUUAUGAGGCGAGCGGUAAAGUGGGGGGGCAGUUAAGUCUGAUGGUGCAGGCACAGGAAAGGUCACGGUGAUGGAUAGAGCAUCUUCAUCCUGCAACAGUCCCUGCAGGAUUCAGCGCAGCAGAAGGAGGCGGCGAAAGCUGAGCUGCAGAUCACAGGAAAACCGGUGACCCGGAUAAGUGUGACAUCUGGGGGAACACACCACUUCACCUGGCAGCUGCCAACGGCCACCACAACUGCCUGUCCUUCCUGGUGGCUUUCGGUGCCAACGUGUGGUGUCUGGACAAUGACUACCACACACCGCUGGACAUGGCCGCCACCAAGGGCCACAUGGACUGUGUUCGCUACUUGGACUCCAUCGCUGCCAAGCAGAUCACCCUCAACCCAAAACUGGUCGGCAAACUCAAGGACCGGGCUUUCCGCGGUGCCGAGCGCCGGAUCAAAGAGUGCGCAAAGCUCCAGAAGAAGCACCGAGAACGCAUGGAGAGGAAGUUUAUGAAGGAGUCGGUGGCUUUAGACAACCUGGAUGCUAUUAGCUUUUCCAGCUACACCAGCAGCAGCACACUGAGUCGCAAGUUCAACACUGUGACCUCCAACAUGCCAUACUCGCAGGCCACUCUGCACUCCACAGCCAAGGGCAAGGCCAAGAUACAGAAGAAGCUGGAGAAGAAGAAGCAGGUUGAUGGAACGUUCAAGAUCUAUGAGGACGGGAGGAAAAGUGUGCGCUCGCUAUCCGGCCUGCAGCUCAGCAACGAUGUCAUGUUCCUUAAACAGGGCACCUACGCCAACCCAAAAGAGAGGUCACGCCUGAACAUACGUGACAUGUUCCCCCGUGACAACGAUGAUGAUGCCGACACCGUGUCCCGUGCCAUGAGCGACCCGGGCCUCCACGAGGCUGCGUAUUCAGAGAUCAGCGCUGACUCCGGUCGCGAUUCCCUGUUCACCCGACCCGGGCUUGGCACCAUGGUGUUCAGGAGAAACUACAUGAGCGGGGGCAUGUUCGGGAUCGGGGCACGGGAUGAGGGGAGUGUCGCAGGGAGCGAACCGGUGGGCCGGGCACCUAAUGUUCGUCUACGUGGACAUCUGCCUCGGCGCUCACCCAGUUUUGAUGAGGACAGUAUCGGUAGCGCCUUGAGCCUGCAAGAAAGAAACCUGCAGGAGUUACCUUGGGAGGAGGCUGACGUCGGACUGGACGAGGACAUGGAACCGGAGAACAGUCCUCUCGAGACCUUCCUGGCCUCGCAGAGCCUCAGUGAGUUCAUGCCGAUCUUCAGAAGGGAGAAGAUUGACCUGGAGGCUCUGUUGCUUUGCUCAGAUCAGGACCUCUCCAGCAUUCACAUCCCUUUGGGCCCCAGGAAAAAACUGCUGGAUGCCUGCAAGAGACGCCUGGACACCCUAGAUGAACCGGAGGCCGUUGAGGACACUGAGCUUUGAAGGAUACAGGAAGCUGUUAUGGAUAUUUGACGCUGGUUCCAUGCAGUGUUAUCACUCUCCAGUACAGUCAGCUGAGGCAUCAUGGACUCCUGGCAUCUGAUAGAAACUUUGAGAAGAAUUAAUAAAGAUUUUAUGGGAAAACUUUGCCACAUUCACAUUUACAUAGUAGUGAAUAUAUCUAAAACCUCCUAAUGUGUUUAUCAUGUCUUCAUUGUACAGUUUUCUUACUUUGAAUAUGUUGAUUUGCUCCGUGGCACAUACACAGUGGUGACUGUACAUUUAUGAUGAGAACGGCCACUGACUGAAAGUUGCUCUGCAAACACUGUUGCAAUAGGAGAAACUAUGGUAUGUUACUGUGAGGUUAUGUGAGUGUGUGCUAGAUAACACUGUUAUCUGGGGUUUCUGUUUGGCUUCACUGAAGGCCUGUCUGUCUGUCUGUCUGUCUGUCUGUCCGUCUGUCUGUCUGUCUGUCUGUGCACUUGAGAGUGUGGCUGUGCAUGAAUGUACAUUUUUAUGUUGGAAUAAAAUCUGUUUUUGUAAUAUUCAUCAGAGGAUGUAUCCACACACGAUUAUCUUUUAUUAAAAU